AUGCACAUUGCCCUGCCGGAGGCUACUCCUUGUCUGCAUGCGAUUGCUAUCGCAAUCCAUUUUCCUGGGAAGGCUUUUACCACUUCUACUACUUCUGUGCCAGCAGACCAAGCUUGUAGCACUAUACAGGCUUCCUCAGGCUCCAGCUUCAAUUCUAAUGAUUGUGAUAUGUCUAUCAUGUGGUUGGCUGUCUCAGGCUCCGGCAAAAGUUUAAACAGGGGUCAUUUUUCUUCCACCUCAUCAGGCUUAGUUGAGCCUUCUUCCUAUCCAUCGGGCGCCGAGGAAGUUACCCAUUCUGGCUUUGAUUCAAGCCUAGCGACAGCGGCAGUAGAGUUUUCUGGUGGAAACCCGCCGAUCGAAAUUCAGACGGAUCCAGGUUAUUGUUUAAGUGGAGGCAUGGCUCGUCUUGUCUCCUUCUGCCUACGCAGCCGCUGCUUGCUCUUACAAAUUGAUCUCACUCCACACAUUUCUUCACUUGUAGGUAUGUUUUCCAUGAUAUACUUUUCUUUAAUCCUGGGUAUUUUGGCUGAUAGCAAACCCAGUGUAUUUGAUUUAUUUUAA
This is a messenger RNA of Protopolystoma xenopodis, 561 nucleotides long. NCBI's taxonomy places the organism in Eukaryota, Metazoa, Platyhelminthes, Monogenea, Polystomatidea, Polystomatidae. The record is from the annotation of a GenBank genome assembly.